Messenger RNA from Cryptomeria japonica (Japanese cedar), 2641 nucleotides. Its product is annotated as probable CoA ligase CCL12. Lineage: Eukaryota; Viridiplantae; Streptophyta; Pinopsida; Cupressales; Cupressaceae. The transcript is spliced from 15 exons. The coding region runs from base 311 to 2500 and encodes 729 amino acids. The record is from RefSeq and is a predicted model, not a curated record.
CACCUAACCCAUCAAUACCAUCGGACAUCACCAUCACGUUACUGCUGCACUUCACUGGAAUUAUCACAUUAUUGAGGAGUCGGUAUAUUCCGUCCACUAAUCCAUUUCCAUCUAACCUUCAGAUGCAGUUUGGAGUGGGAAGGUGAACAUAGCUACUUUUCUAUUCUUCGCAACGGUUGAUCAACUUAUUAUUCCACGAGUGGUACGGAGUCUAUAUUGGGAUUGUGCUGCAACUGGUUUAUGCCACUUCAUUCCACAACUGGUGUUUUUGCAGGAGAGAGUUUUAACUCUUUGGUGACACACUUGUGCAAUGGAUGGUCAAGCAGUGAAGUGUGUGAGAGAGGUGGGACUAGAUGACAUAAUCCAUGCAGGCUUACCACCCCACAGGGCAGAGGUUUUUUACAGGCAACUUCAAGCAGCCAUUGCAGACAUUGGGGGGUCACCAACCUCGCUGUGGCAGAGAGUUUCAAAGGAGCUUUUGACACCUUAUUACCCGCAUACUCUGCACCAGCUCAUGUAUUAUUCCAUUUAUAAAGAUUGGGACACUACCAAGAAUGGACCACCCCUUUAUUGGUUCCCUACCCAAGAAUCGGCUAGACUCACAAAUCUGGGACGUAUGAUGGAAGCCCAUGGACCACAGCUUUUGGGAUCAUCUUAUUAUAAUCCUAUCACAAAUUUUCAAUCAUUUCAGCGGUUCUCUGUAGAUCAUCCAGAGGUUUAUUGGUCACUUGUUCUUAAGGAAUUAUCAGUUGUCUUCCAUAAAACACCUAGGUGCAUUCUUGAUACCAGUGACAAGUCCAGACCUGGUGGGAUUUGGCUGCCUGGUUCAGUUCUAAAUGUUGCUGAAAGCUGCCUCUCAACGAAAGAGAGUAUAAAUAAAACAGACAAUACCAUAGCUAUUGUUUGGAGAGAGGAAGGUCGUGAUGAAUAUCCUUUGAAUAAGAUGACAUUGAGAGAAGUACGCACUAGAGUGAUGCGAAUCGCAAAUGCGCUUGAUGCAGUAUUUACAAAGGGUGAUGCAGUUGCAAUAGACAUGCCCAUGACUGUAAAUGCAGUGCUUAUAUACUUGGCACUGGUUCUUGCAGGGUAUGUGGUUGUAUCAAUAGCAGACAGUUUCGUUCCGAAGGAAAUUGCAACUCGUAUUCGAGUUACAAAAGCAAAGGGCAUUUUUACCCAGGAUUUCAUAUUGAGAGGUGGUAAGAGAAUUCCUUUGUACAGCCGAGUUGUUGAGUCUGGUGCUCCCAAGGCAAUUGUUAUUCCUGCUCUGGAGCAAUUGGGAACCCAACUAAGAGAAAAUGACAUAGCAUGGAGCAAGUUCCUUUCAUUUGCAGACUGUUGUCAAAGCCCAGAGUAUUAUUCACCUGUUUGUGAGACCAUAGAUGCAACAACAAAUGUUCUGUUUUCCUCUGGCACAUCAGGUGAACCAAAGGCCAUUCCAUGGACACAUGUACCACCAAUUAGGUGUGCGUCAGAGUGUUGGUCACACCUGGAUGUUAAAGCUGGAGAUGUAUUUUGCUGGCCAACAAACUUAGGGUGGGUCAUGGGACCGGUUUUAAUCUAUUCAUGUUUUCUUAGCGGUGCUACAGCAGCUAUCUAUGAGGGAUCUCCUCUUGGUCGGGGUUUUGGAAAAUUUGUUCAGGAUGCAGGGAUAACUGUGCUAGGUACAGUACCAAGUAUGGUAAAGACAUGGAAGAGCACUGGUUGUAUGGAAGGGCUUGAUUGGUCUCAUAUAAGGACUUUUUCCUCUACAGGGGAGGCCUCUAGUAUUGAUGAUGACUUAUGGCUGAGUUCCAAAAGUUGGUACAAGCCAGUGAUAGAGAUCUGUGGCGGUACAGAACUUUCAGCUUGCUUUGUCCAUGGCUCAUUAUUGCAGCCACAGGCUUUAGCAACAUUUAGCAUACCCACAAUGACAACAGGAUUUGUGUUAUUUGAUGACCAACAAAUCAUUUAUCCAAAUGAUCAACCUUGCAUUGGUGAGAUAGGAUUGUUUCCUACGUUCUUUGGAUCAUCAUAUACAUUGCUCAAUGCAGAUCAUGAUGCUGUAUACUUCAAAGGAAUGCCAGUAUACAAAGGAAUGCGUCUAAGAAGGCAUGGUGAUAUGAUUGAGCGCAUGGUAGGAGGAUACUACAGAGCACAUGGUCGCGCUGAUGACACUAUGAAUCUUGGUGGCAUCAAGACCAGUGCCAUUGAGAUCGAACGGGUUUGCAAUAGAGCUCAUGAACAAGUAUUAGAAACUGCUGCCAUCAGCGUAUCAACUCCAGGAGGUGGUCCAGAACUACUUGCUAUAGUUGCAGUUUUGAAGAAUGGACACACUGUUAGCAUGGAUACGUUGAAAAUGUCCUUCUCAAAAGCCAUUCAAAGUAACCUAAAUCCUUUGUUUAAGGUGAGCUUUGUCAAAGUUAUUUCCGACUUCCCUCGUACAGCAUCUAAUAAAAUUUUGAGGAGAGUUCUGCGGGACCUGGUAAAGCAAGAAUUAUCUGUUCAAAAAAGCAGGUUAUGAUAAAGAUUGCUAUGCCUACACAACAUAGCGACUUCCCUUAAUAGAUUAACUUUUUUAAUAUUAUAUAACAUAUUCACAUGUUUUUGUGUCAUAUUACAGUUUCUUAUGAACAUGUCAAAGCUAAAUCACAAUAAGUUGUCA